Panonychus citri (citrus red mite) is the source of this 2690-nucleotide messenger RNA. RefSeq names its product exostosin-2-like. Gene Ontology annotation, molecular function: glycosyltransferase activity. The record is from RefSeq and is a predicted model, not a curated record. Gene Ontology annotation, cellular component: membrane. The coding region runs from base 236 to 2434 and encodes 732 amino acids. The transcript is spliced from 3 exons. Lineage: Eukaryota; Metazoa; Arthropoda; Arachnida; Trombidiformes; Tetranychidae.
ACAUUUUUUCAGUUUUUUCUUGGGGUUGAAACUCAACCGUUGAGUUUAAUUAACUCACUUAAUUGCGUUUUAAUUGUGGUUUUAAAUGGUUAAUUUUGUUGAUUUCUUUUCAAAUUGCAAUACUUAUUAAUCAAAGAUUCGGUUCCAGUGAUGAAAUAUUUCUAUUGGUUUUGGCUCCUGAUAUGUUGUCUCUUAAGUCGAAACAGAUGAGAUUUACUUUGAACCAUCUAGAAGAAUGAAAUUUUAUUUCUUCUUCUCAUCUUCUAAUAUCAAGAAGCAAAUCAGAUUGAUCGUUAAAUUUUCACUCUAUUUUCUUGUCUUCUUGGCUCUGCUGGAAGCAAUCUAUUUCUUGUUUAUCAAUAUAUUCUCCAAUAGAAACUCCGACAAUGGAUAUGAUAUUGACCAUUACUAUGAACCUUUCAGAUUAAUCGAUCCAGAAAAUAGUGAAACAAUCAUCAUUGGCAAUACUCGGCCAACAGCAAUUGAAACGGUGAAAGGAUGUAAUCAUUUUAACUGUUUCGAUGUUUAUCUUUGUGAUCCAGAUGAUGGUCGAUUAAAAGUUUACCUUUAUCCAAUCAAAAGAUAUCAAGACAACGGUGGUUUAGAUAUUUCGGCUCAAUUUACUGAGGAAUUUCAUCAACUAUUGAAGGCGAUUCAAGAAAGUGAUUAUUUUGUUGAUGAUCCAAGAUCGGCAUGUAUAUUUAUUCCAACAGUUGACACUUUAAGUCAAAAUUAUUUGCGACCUGAAGAAAUUUCGAAAAUUUUUGCUUCUCUAUCUCAUUGGAAUGACGAUGGAAGAAAUCAUCUCAUCUUUAAUUUUCUUCCAUCCUCUAAUCCUGAUUAUAACCAUCGAUUAAAUAUUAAACUUGGAAAAGCGAUGAUUGCCUCAGGAGGUUUCGAUAGUUGGUCUUUCCGUCCACAAUUUGAUUUAUCAAUACCAGUGUUUAGUCCUUUUAGUAAUCAAUACAUUUUUCGUUCACCCGAUGAUGAGGUCAAAUUAACCAGUUACGGUCGAAGACAUUGGCUUUUAAUGUGCCCACAAAUUAAUCUUUUUAUUAAUCCGGUUGCCAAAAAAAUUUUAACCAAAAUGGAGGAAGACAACUCUGAUAAAUUAAUCCUUUUAGAAUCUCAAUGUGAUCUGACAGUUAAUAUAUCUUCCUGGAGGUGUAAUAACCAAAGAAAUUUGAAACUAAAAUACCCUGAGAUUUUAACCUCUGCCGAUUUCUGUUUAUUCAUGGAAACGCCAUUUUUAGGAUCACCAUUUCUCAGCGAUGCUCUCAUGAUGGGCUGUAUUCCGGUGAUAAUUAUGGACAAUUAUGUGCUCCCCUUUCAAGAUAAAAUCGAUUGGCGAAGUAUAUCAAUCAGAAUUACCGAACAUGCUUUUCAUCGUUUGAUGAACAUUUUAAACGAUAUAUCAACCGAUCGUAUCACUGAGAUGAAGGAGCAAGGGGUUUCUAUUUGGAGACGAUAUUUUAGCUCAAUUAAAUCGAUUACAUUGUCAACAUUAUCUUUGAUCAAUGAAAGGAUAUUCCCACAAUCGGUGAUUACUCGAUCUAAAUGGAAUCAUCUAAAAAUCGGUUCCCAUUUAAAACCUCUUUCUCUGAUUAACCCAAAAUUAUCAUCUAGACCUUAUAAAGGCUUCACAGCGGUGAUACUCACUUACGACCGAGUGGAAAGUUUGUACCAAGUCAUUCAUCGAGUUGUUCAAGCUCCAAGUUGUGUGAAAGUUUUAGUGAUUUGGAAUAAUCAAGAAAAAGACCCUCCUCUUGCCGACGAAUGGCCUAAAAUUAGCGUUCCGUUGAAAGUGAUCAAAACUAAAAAGAACAAAUUAUCCAAUCGAUUCUAUCCAUUUAAAGAUAUCGAAACUGAGGCCAUUCUUGCCAUCGACGAUGAUAUUAUAAUGUUAACACCAGACGAACUUGAGUUUGCUUUUCAAGUAUGGAGAGAGUUUGCUGAUCGAAUCGUUGGUUUUCCUUCUCGGGUUCAUCGGUGGAAUAAUUUUACUCAUAAAUAUCGCUACGAGUCUGAAUGGACUAAUGACGUUUCCAUGGUUCUAACGGGAGCUGCUUUUUAUCAUAAGUUUUACAAUUAUUUAUACACUUUUGAGAUGCCAAAGGUAAUCAAGGAUCAAGUAGAUGCUCAGAUGAAUUGUGAAGAUAUCGCGAUGAAUUUUCUUGUCUCCAAUGUCACCGGAAAAGGACCAAUUAAAGUGGCACCAAGGAAAAAGUUCCGUUGUCCCGAAUGUGUCAACGGCGGAAUGUUAUCCAAAGAUGUACUUUAUCAUUUGAAUGCUCGAUCAAAGUGCAUCAAUGAAUUUACAGAAAUUUAUGGCUACAUGCCUUUGGAAACCGUUGAAUUCAGGGCAGAUCCAGUUCUGUUUAAGGAUAAUCUCCCGGAGAAGUUGAAAAAGUUUCAUCACAUUGGUAAUCUUUAAAUUCAAGGGAAGUUUAAAUCUGAUUACAAAUCCAAGGUGACAAUUAAUUUCCCGUCAACAAUCAGCAUGAUACAUGUAAAUAUACUUUCUACAAUAAUCUAGUCUCUCUUUUUUAAUAUCUGCCAAAUUAUCUUGAUAUACAAAAUUUACUGAGGCCAAACUGUAUUAUAAUCAUACCUCUAAUCAUUUUGAUUAAUUUUAACUCACAAAUUGCCACAAAUUAAAUGCUAACAAUUUAUCAUGACACAACAUAUGA